Messenger RNA from Misgurnus anguillicaudatus (oriental weatherfish), 1035 nucleotides. It is a transcript of the gene sdf2l1, whose product is annotated as stromal cell-derived factor 2-like 1. The record is from RefSeq and is a predicted model, not a curated record. NCBI's taxonomy places the organism in Eukaryota, Metazoa, Chordata, Actinopteri, Cypriniformes, Cobitidae.
UGUUUUCGGACUUGUCAUGACUCGAUUGGUUAGAAAGCGAGUCGGCGUUUGAAUGGGACUCUCCGUAUCCAUCUUUCUGUUAUGUAGAUAAAUGCGAGCUUUGACGAUGGGGCAAUUAAAAGUUACAGCCGUCCUUCUGGAUUUGGUUUUAUUUUGUGUCAUGUUUACUCAGUGCGGUGGUCGUGAUGUGGAUUCGAGCUAUGUCACGUGCGGAUCUCUUGUUAAACUGAUGAACACCCGGCACAGCGUCAGACUCCACUCGCAUGAUGUCAAAUACGGCUCAGGUAGUGGGCAGCAGUCAGUAACUGGUGUGGAUUUGGCAGAUGAUGCCAACAGUUACUGGCGUAUCCGUGGGAAACCCGAUGAACCUUGCCAACGAGGAGUACCCAUUCAAUGUGGUCAGGCCAUACGAAUCACACACAUGAAGACGGGCCGCAACUUACACUCGCAUCACUUCACCUCUCCACUAUCCAGCAACCAGGAAGUGAGUGCAUUUGGGGAAGAUGGAGAAGGUGAUAGUUUAGAUGUAUGGAUAGUACAGUGCAGCGCAACAUUCUGGGAGCGAGACGAUGCCGUGCGAUUCAAACACGCCGGCACUGAGGUUUUCCUCAGUGUUACUGGAGAACAGUAUGGUCAUCCAAUCAGAGGCCAGCGUGAGGUCCAUGGAAUGCCGUCGCCCAAUCACCAUAACUACUGGAAGGUAAUGGAGGGCGUUUUCAUUCAGCCCAGCAGUGAUCCAAUGCGCCAUGAUGAACUCUGAUGAUGGGCUGAUGGAGACAGACCGCGCUGUACUCUGAACAACGAAGAACUCGACUCACGGCCGCUGUGAAAUCUUUCUUAUUUAAACCUUCAGUUUCUUAGGGAAUGUACAUUUGUUGGUCAAACCACUCUCGUAGUGCAGCAAAUUUGUAACUUUUACAAUUGUUUUGGACUCGGUUUGUUUAUUGUUUCGUCGUUUUCUUAAGAUUGGGACGUUUUGGUUUGUAUAGAAAAUGAAUUAAAAUGACAAACUUGUACUUGAUUGUGGACCGCAAA